GGGACGGACGCGGUCCAACCAUGACUGCUGUGGUCCAACCCGACCUUGGUCCUCCACCCGCGCACAAGUAUAAGGAUGAUCCUUCAGAUGACUCGCUUCGGCACCUAGGAAGCAACCACAGCCAUCAGCACCCUCAGAAUCUACAGCAACAUUCCCGCCCUGGAGGCCUUCUACACCAGCAUAAUCAACGGCCAGAUUCUCCGCACCAACAUACGGGAGGAUCCCUUCCAACCAAUCCAUAUUCUGCACCAUCUGGUCUGAACGGUCUGUCAUUACAGCACCCGCCUCCACCACAAUACCCACCAGCUGCUCAGGAACCUGGUUACUAUACCUCACACGCCCAUCCAUACCCGGCAACAACCACCCCGGCGCAGUAUCCAUCUAGUGGACCCCCAGAUCUUAUGGCAGCAACUGCCCAAAUGCAGAGGCCAUAUCCUCCAAUCUACCAAACAGCCCCUCAAUCAAACUCCCCUGUGUCGGUGACAUCGCCACCAACACAUGAUCAGCAUGGGCGUAGCCUUUAUGCGCAGUCUCCCCAGAUUGCAUCGCAGAUGUACAGUUACGGUCAACCGUAUUCACCGAUGAAUCCUGUUCAUCCGGCCUACAACCCCCAACCACCUGCGCCGCCACAACACCCCUUGACUACUCAGCCUUUGAUGAUGCCUCCACAGACGGCACCUAUUCAGCACACUAUUCCAUCAACACAUCAACCAGCUAUGUCUAGUUCGACGAUGGGUAACAACAGCCCCCGGCUCAAGGUGGAUCCCAUCCCACAACAACACACCCCUGGUCAGAAUCAGCGGCCAUCAAUUUCGGCUUCUACUUUGACAUCACCUAAUCCCUCUGUGCCGCCUCUUUCGGCAAACAAUGUGCAUGUCAGUCACCCGACUGGCACAAACCCUACCAACGCGGCCCCUGGUCCUAUUCCUGCGACAACUCCGCAGCUUGUCCGUCAAGACAGCAACGGAGUGCAAUGGAUUGCAUUCGAAUAUUCACGUGACCGUGUGAAAAUGGAGUACACGAUCCGUUGCGACGUGGAGUCCGUGAACGUGGAAGCUCUAUCAGCAGAUUUCAAGACGGAGAACUGUGUAUAUCCUCGUGCAUGCUGCAGCAAGGAACAAUACCGUGGGAACCGACUGGUGUACGAAACUGAAUGCAAUGCUGUUGGCUGGGCUUUGGCUGAAUUGAAUCCUCCUCUGAGAGGAAAGAGAGGCUUGAUCCAGCGCGCCGUCGACAGUUGGCGCAACAGCAACCAGGAUCCUCGGCUGCGAAGCCGUCGAGUUCGACGUAUGGCAAAAAUGAAUCGUCGACAAGCGAAUCAACAACCAAAUCACCAACUCGGCGGAAAUGCUGCGCCUGUGCCUCAUCUUCUCACGCACAGCCCUGUGGGACUCGCGCCGACCGCUCGACCGCCGACCGCACCCCUGACGCUCGCAGCGCCGCCCUUACAGCAUCACACCCACCACGCAGAUGGUCAAGCUGGGAAUGAAGAAGUUAGCGGCAGCACUGAUUUAUCGAAUGGUGCUCAACGUCCUCCCUACGUUCCAACCAGUGCGAAACCUCCGAUUAGUGAUGCUCAUGAAUCGACUCCAGGCCUUCGUCCUGGACAGGUUUACCAUGGCAUGCUUUCAUACCCUGCAACAGCCCAUACACCUAGUGGUCUAGGAGCGCCAUCCAUAGCCCCUCCCCUUCAAGGAGGUGGAUUCGACAUUAUAGGCCGACAAUCCGUGGCCACUGCAUCCAGCCAGCGCCACCAAGCAGACGAUUCAUAUGAAACGGAGGGCGGUACAGGCAAGCCCGGCGAUAAAGUUCUGUUUGGCAACCUACCCGUUGGUAAACGACGGAAAUUCAUUCUAGUUGAAGAUCACCAACGCGGUGGCCGUGCGCGAGUGAAGGUCACAUUGGAUAGAGUCAACAUCAACGAGAUUCCAGAUUCAUACCGUCUCACGAACGCCGUAUACCCUCGUGCUUAUUAUCCUGUGCAGAUGAAAGGGUCUCCGGGGCAUACUGUUCCUGACAGCCGGUAUCUCGAGGAUAACGACGCUGACGAUAAUAACGAUGAUGAUGACGAUUAUGAACUUGAAAACGGUAACGAUCCCGUUACUGUUGGUCGAACCAUUGUGACUGUGCCGUCGAUCGAGGGCCUCUCCAUGCCUGUUCCACAAUUAACCCGCAGUCGACACCGCAAAGAUAAAAUUAUAAACGAUUUCGGGUACCGUAUGAGCUGGAGCCAAAGCAGGGUAUUUGCUACUCGACAUUUAUUCUUGCAACGAUCACUAGAUGCAUAUCGAAACAAAAUGCGCGGUUCAAUGCUGACAAUCGGACAAGAACCGGAAUCUAUCGCGUCACAUUUUGAGACACGAAUCGGAAGACGCAAGUUCAAUACCCGGCGUCAACGAAAGAACGAAGGCUCGUCAAUUUCGGCAUCUCGACGAGAAGCCGAGGAGGUUGAAGCUUAGCUUCCUUUCUUAAUGACGACCUCCCCUAGGGUUUGUUUUUUCUUUAAUUGUAUAAAUUACUCUUCUCCCCCUGUCCUUACCGUGGGCUGUACCGGCUCUUAAUUUUGUGUGACUAUCAUUUUUCUUUUCUAUGUUGGUCACUUCUGUAACAUACUGUCCCUAUCGAUUUUAUAUACCCUGUCUUUUUCCUGUUUCUCUUCUUGCUUUUCUUCGUCUUGUUUGUUUCUUGUUCUAUUGCUUGUUAUAUGUCAAACCACGAUCGAAAAGAGUUGGAUACGCGAUACGAACAUAGGAAGAGAGUUGCUCUCUGGGCCGGCUGAUAAUGGUUGUUUGAUAUGGUACAUGGUAUUGCAGGUUCUUGUUUUACUGGAGGGAUCGGAUAUAGGGUUUAAUUGCAUAUUGGGACAUGGCAAAAAUGGAUUGAUUUUCUAAUGUGGGAGGAAAGAGAAAAGGAGAGGAUACAAUAAUACAUACUUUUUGUUUGAUAUACAAGUUCUACCGGAUAUGUAAUAGCACGUGGACAUCUAAUCUGCCUCC
Molecule: messenger RNA, 2996 nt
Organism: Talaromyces stipitatus ATCC 10500
Lineage: Eukaryota; Fungi; Ascomycota; Eurotiomycetes; Eurotiales; Trichocomaceae
Exons: 5
Coding region: 21-2459 (812 amino acids)
Source: RefSeq, a predicted model, not a curated record